Messenger RNA from Mus caroli (Ryukyu mouse), 1050 nucleotides. Lineage: Eukaryota; Metazoa; Chordata; Mammalia; Rodentia; Muridae. The record is from RefSeq and is a predicted model, not a curated record.
AUGUAUCUAAACUGCACAGAGAAGAUUUCUUUCCCUCACCGAAGGCUUGGGGAAGGUUUUAGAACAGAGGUGAUUGUCAGUGCUGUGAAUGCCCUUAUCUACUAUGUCCUUCAGAAGGAUCUCAGAGAUAUUGCUGGUGACUUUAGAGGCUUAUGCAGAGAGCUCUCAUGUGAUGGGCAGCUCAGACUGCUAAGAGAUAAUCCAGAGAUGCUGUUGUCCUGCAUUAAUUUCAGGUACAUCACUGAUGUCUUGACAGAAGAGGAUGCAUAUGAAAUACUGCAGAACAGUCAACUUGGUAAAAAAGAAAGAGAAGAACUAAUUCUGAGACGUGGCUACCCUGCCUACAAUACAUCGUGUGCCUUGCUGGGCUAUUCAGACAGCACACUGAAACAGGAAACUCUGAGAGAUGGCUGGACCAGAAUUAAAUAACAAGUUGGGGAAAAUCAUCCAGAUGACAUACGAAGAUGCCACCUCGUCAGGGACAUGAUUGGACUAGAGAAGACUUUGAUGAUGGGUGUCAGUGAACGUUGGGAUGUUCCUGAGGCAGUGGAGUGGAUAUCAAAACUAGCUAAAUUCAAGCCAUUGUUUGAGAAGCCCACAUCCCAGAAAGACGUCAUGGGCCAUGCAACUAUUUCUGAGCUGCAGCACACGUCAGUAGGACGGGUCGCCCGCGCGGCUCUGCGGGUAACCAAGAGGUCAGGACCUGACCGGGGUGAUGUCACUGGAGUCGUCGGUGGGGUCGUACGACGGACGGAGGAGAGAAACUGCGCAUGCGCUGUUUGCUUGCCCGUUUCCGGGCAGCGAACCCAAAACCGGAAGUUCUCAUCGUCGCUGCCGCUCCGAGUUCUUGCGAGAUUUACAACUCGGAACUUGAGGAACUUGAGGAACUUCAAAGCUCCAGGUACAACCUUCCGGGAACCUACCGUUUUAAAACGCAACCCCAUCACCGGGUCAAAGCCGUCCGCCUGCCCGGCCUCCCCUCACGCUGGCCGGGUCACCUCAGGCAAAUCCUUGUCCUUUGACACGGACCGGAGUGGAGUGUUGCAGUGA